AUGGACUUUGGCCAUCGACGGAACGAACUCGGCUGCCGGCGUGCGAGGCCACGGAGCGCUGCGCGGGGCGCCCGCUGUGCGGAGGAGGCGGUGUGUCGGCAGGGUGAGAUCCUGGUCACCACAGAGUUUGGGAAGAUGAUGGUGGAGCCGAAUGAGAUCUGUGUCGUUCAGCAAGGGAUGCGUUUCAGUGUGGAUGUGUUUGGAGAAACCAGAGGCUAUAUCCUGGAGGUGUACGGAGCUCAUUUCGAGCUCCCUGACCUGGGACCCAUUGGCGCCAAUGGCCUGGCCAACCCCAGGGACUUCCAGUGUCCAGUUGCGUGGUAUGAGGAUCGCACAGUGGACACAGGUUAUACCAUCAUCAACAAAUACCAGGGCAAGCUCUUUGCCUGCCAACAGGUUUUCUCUCCUUUCAACGUGGUGGCGUGGCAUGGCAACUACACGCCUUACAAAUACAACCUGGACAACUUCAUGGCCGUCAACUGUGUGACCUUCGACCACGCGGACCCCUCCAUCUUCACCGUGCUGACCGCCAAGUCCACGCGUCCCGGUGUGGCCAUCGCCGACUUCGUCAUCUUCCCCCCGCGCUGGGGCGUGGCUGACCGCACCUUCCGCCCGCCCUACUACCACCGAAACUGCAUGAGUGAAUUCAUGGGUCUCAUCAAGGGCCACUAUGAGGCCAAAGAGGAAGGCUUCCAGCCAGGAGGGGCCAGUCUGCAUAGCAUCAUGACGCCACAUGGCCCUGACGCCGACUGCUUCGAGAAGAACAGCACAGCCAAUCUUCAGCCUGAGAGGGUGGCCGAGGGUACCAUGGCUUUUAUGUUUGAGUCAUCCUUCAGUAUGGCAGUGACCAAAUGGGGACUGAAGACCUGCCAGAAGCUGGACAAGAGUUACUAUCAGUGUUGGGAGCCUCUUCGCAGUCACUUCAACCCUAAAUGGAGGCCUGGCAAAUAGACAGGAGACCAACCGAUCACAAACAGGAAAAAGGCAUUGUUCUUUAUGUGCAACAGUCACCUGACAUAAAUGACAUUUAGAUCGAUAUUACCCUACACUUAAAAUUUUACCAGUUCAUAGAAAUUAUAGCUUGUCCUUUGAAUUUCCAUUAUUAUAUAUAAUGAAUGACACAUUCAUAAGGGUUCAGACUAAAUUUGAUUCCCUCAACAAGUCUCGCUCUUAAACACCAUGUAAACCCAGAUGUAUUCUUAUGUCAGAAUAAAGAAAACACUGA
This is a messenger RNA of Lampris incognitus (smalleye Pacific opah), 1225 nucleotides long. It is a transcript of the gene hgd, whose product is annotated as homogentisate 1,2-dioxygenase. Gene Ontology annotation, biological process: L-phenylalanine catabolic process. NCBI's taxonomy places the organism in Eukaryota, Metazoa, Chordata, Actinopteri, Lampriformes, Lampridae. Gene Ontology annotation, molecular function: homogentisate 1,2-dioxygenase activity. Gene Ontology annotation, cellular component: cytoplasm. The record is from RefSeq and is a predicted model, not a curated record. The transcript has 8 exons. The coding region runs from base 1 to 951 and encodes 316 amino acids.